AGAAGUUGGAAUUGUUGAAAAACUCGAGCGGUCGGCCGGCGAAUUCGUGGGACUUCCGCUUCACGCGGACUCGGCGGUGAACGUGUCAGUAGACAACCGUGUUGGAACUUGCCAGAAUGGCGGCAACAACGUCGCUCAAGGAGAACGUCGCGACGUUUGCCGCCGGGUGCUUUUGGAGCGUUGAGCUGCAUUUUCAACGGCUCCAAGGUGUUCUCGACACCAAAGUCGGAUACGUCAAUGGCCAUACGAUCAACCCAACCUAUCGGCAAGUCUGCUCUGGGUCCACUGGGCACGCCGAGGCCGUUCAAGUCACCUUUGACCCCACUGUGAUCACGUACGCCGAGCUUUUGAACAAGUUCUGGGACAUACACGACCCCACGACCUUGAACCGCCAAAAGAACGAUGUUGGCACGCAGUACAGGUCAGGGAUAUAUUAUCACACCGAUGCCCAAAAAGCAAUUGCCGAAGCGUCAAAGAAGCAAUUGGAAUGCGCAAUGAAGAGAAAACGGCAGGGAUUCUGGAAGGCGCUCCUCAGUCGCGUGUGUCCCUGCGGCCAUGGCGAUGUAGUGACGGAGAUUCAACCAGCAGGCCAGUUCUACGACGCUGAAUCCUAUCAUCAGCGGUAUUUGGAGAAGGGAGGCCAAUGCGCUGCCAAGGGUACCACGACAUCCGUGAGGUGUUAUGGCUGACUUCAAUAUCACGCAUUCGACGACGACAUGCUGGCAAUUCGACUCUGUACUUGAAACACUUCUGCAGCACGUCAAGAAGGCAUGAAUGAACACAAUGACUUGGAAAGAAUACCGUCGCGUAGAUUUUGGUGCGAAAUGUCUGCAGGGUGUUUCAACUGGACAAUGCCACGUCGGCUUCGUUUGGCCCCACGAUGACCUAUAGCUCGGCCCUCGACGCUGUAAAUGCAGAUGGGGGUCGUAUGAAGUGGAAAACUCCAUCGUAGCCAACGGACGCAGGUAGUUAUGACCUCGCAGGUGUGCUGAGCCGAUCGAGCUGUGUGGACGGUAGAACGACGGCACCCACAGCGUCAUGUUGGCGGAGGGUCUAUGUGACUGAAGCCUCACCAACAUGCUCAAUUUGGCGCCACAUAUGUAUAAUUCGACGAAGGUAACUUGAAGCUCAGCCAUCAGUGCCCCAUGCUCCGAAGGAAUUGGCAAUGCUGCGGGCUGCGCCGCUGCACGUCGAAAUAGUUUGUUCUGUCGUCGCCACGAUGUAACUGGUUUAACACUAUUUAAUUGUGGUCUGGCA
Messenger RNA from Aphanomyces invadans, 1257 nucleotides. Its product is annotated as peptide-methionine (S)-S-oxide reductase. Bases 117 to 689 code for a protein of 190 amino acids. The record is from RefSeq and is a predicted model, not a curated record. Lineage: Eukaryota; Oomycota; Saprolegniomycetes; Saprolegniales; Verrucalvaceae. The transcript has a single exon. Gene Ontology annotation, molecular function: peptide-methionine (S)-S-oxide reductase activity.